Molecule: messenger RNA, 523 nt
Organism: Chiloscyllium plagiosum (whitespotted bambooshark)
Lineage: Eukaryota; Metazoa; Chordata; Chondrichthyes; Orectolobiformes; Hemiscylliidae
Source: RefSeq, a predicted model, not a curated record
GGAACGUGGCCUGGAUGCACGUGUUGGCUGCUCGAGGCCUACAGGAGAGGCCCGGCCUGGUGGGAGGCGAGGCCUACUUCUGCUAUGACGAUUCUCCACGCCUGAGCUACGAGGAGUUCGACAUGGAGUUCCUGGGGAGCUGCGGGUUCCGCAUGCUGGGCCAGAGUGCCCCCCCGCUGCCCUUUUUCCUGCUCUACCUCCUCGCCCUCCUCAGUGAGGCCUUCAGCUGGAUCCUCCGGCCCUUGGUCUGCCUCCGGCCUCUGCUCAACCGCUGGACCCUCCGGCUGGUCACCACCGCCUUCACCGUCUCCACUGACAAGGCCGGCCGCCAUUUUGGAUACGCCCCCCUCUACUCCUGGGGGCGUAGCCGCGCCCUCACCCUCGACUGGGUCCGUCAGCUCGACGGCAGACUGUAGAGGGUUCGGGGGGGCUUUACCCCGCCCCUCCCUGACCCCGCGCUGUCCCUGGGUUUGGGAGGGACAGUGUAGAGGGAGCUUUACCCCACUCCCUGACCCCGUGCAGU